AUGCACCCAUAUAAAAUCAAUUUCAUCCAACAUUUGCGUGCAGGAGAUUCAAUUCGUAGGUUAGAGUUUAUAGCUUGGUUCAAUGUUAAAUUAUUUGAUGACCCUUUAAUAGUCAAUCAUAUUCUUUGGAGUGAUGAAUCAAAAUUUACAAACAAUGGCAUUAUGAAUAAACAAAAUCAUCGACAUUGGGAUGACACAAACCCACACUGGUCACGUGAGGCUAAUUUCCAAAUGGUCUGGGGAAUAAAUGUAUGGUGUGGAUUAGUUGGUGGAAAGUUAAUAGGACCGUUCUUUUAUAAUGGAACGCUUAAUGGUAGACGAUACCUUAAUUUUUUAACCAACGAACUACCAAGACUUUUGGAUGAUAUUUCAUUAGACAUACGAGAACGAAUGUUUUUUCAGCAUGAUGGAGCACUAGCUCAUAAUGCAAUUACUGUUAGAAGAUAUUUAAAUUCAAUAUUUCCGAACCGCUGGAUUGAUCCACCUGUCAAUCUUCAGGACUUAAAAAACAAAAUACAGGCGGCAUGUGAUAUUUUAAGUGAGAACCAAAUCAAGGCGGCAACUUCAACUGAAUUUUUGAGGCGACUUGGAUCAUAUUUAGAGCAUAAUGGCGAAAACUGA
Sipha flava (yellow sugarcane aphid) is the source of this 621-nucleotide messenger RNA. RefSeq lists its product as uncharacterized. The record is from RefSeq and is a predicted model, not a curated record. Gene Ontology annotation, molecular function: nucleic acid binding. The transcript has 2 exons. NCBI's taxonomy places the organism in Eukaryota, Metazoa, Arthropoda, Insecta, Hemiptera, Aphididae. The coding region runs from base 1 to 621 and encodes 206 amino acids.